Molecule: messenger RNA, 893 nt
Organism: Phragmites australis (common reed)
Lineage: Eukaryota; Viridiplantae; Streptophyta; Magnoliopsida; Poales; Poaceae
Product: MFS18 protein-like
Exons: 1
Coding region: 101-463 (120 amino acids)
Source: RefSeq, a predicted model, not a curated record
CUUUCUCCUCCCUCCCCACUCCAGCUCACAGCAGCAGCAGCAAGCUAGCAGAGCUUACAUCACACUUGUCUCCAGUCUAGAGCAAGAAGAGGAGAGGGCAAUGGCGAAGUCUGCAGCCAAGAUGGUGGUGGCCGCUCUGCUCGUCCUGGCCGUGGCCGCGGCGACCGCCGAGGCGAGGAACAUCAAAACCACGGCGGUGGCCAAGGACGACGCAGUCGUGCAGCCGCAGACCUUCCCGCCCUUCGACCGCCUCGGCGGCGGCUUUCCCGGCGCAGGCAGCAGCAUCCCGGGGUUCGGCAGCAUGCCCGGCGGUAGCAGCAUCCCGGCGUUCGGCGGCAUGCCAGGCUCCGGCGGCAGCAUCGGCACCAUGCCCCUCUUCGGCUCCCCGGGCUUCAGCGGCUUCGGCGGCAUGCCCGGGUCCCCCGCCGCCGGCUCCGCCGCCGAGCACGCCAAGCAGCCGUGAGUUCCGAUCCGUCCGCCGGAGUCCGGAAAUCUGGUCGGGCCAGCGUGGUAGAGAUUUGCUAGUGUCGGUAAUGCUUCAGUACUACGUCGUGGCGUGCAUGCAUGCGUGGUCGCCGUCGUUGGUUGGUUUCCCGGGCUCCAUUCCAUCUAUGUGUGUGCCCUUAAUAUGUGCAGUUAAGCUUGCACCGUUCGUCUAGCUAGCCAUAGCUUGUGUGUGUUCUUCUACUUGUAGUUGAUUACCUGCAUUGGAGAGUUGGAUUUGUUGGUUGUGUUUGAUUUGUUGUUUGGUUAGAGGUAGUAGAUGGUGUUGAGUUCUUAGUCAUGUAGUGGUGUGUGAUGUUUGUGUUGUUGUAAACUGGUAAUGGUACUUGUCCUAUUGUAAGCUUUAGCUUUCGUUGGCUUUGUAAUGCAUGAAUGGUUCACAUUUUUCU